Messenger RNA from Thlaspi arvense, 206 nucleotides. NCBI's taxonomy places the organism in Eukaryota, Viridiplantae, Streptophyta, Magnoliopsida, Brassicales, Brassicaceae. The record is from the annotation of a GenBank genome assembly.
AGUUUCAGCACAUUCUCCGUGUGUUGAACACAAAUGUUGAUGGUAAGCAGAAGAUUAUGUUUGCCCUUACCUCUAUCAAAGGUAUUGAGAGGCAAUUGUCCAACAUUGUCUGCAAGAAGGCUGAUGUCGACAUGAACAAGAGGUUUGUAGCUUUUUGUCAGUCUCUUCUACAGCUGGUGAGUGAUCUGCUGCCGAGAUUGACAACC